This is a messenger RNA of Amoebophrya sp. A25, 2431 nucleotides long. NCBI's taxonomy places the organism in Eukaryota, Dinophyceae, Syndiniales, Amoebophryaceae. The record is from the annotation of a GenBank genome assembly.
AUGACUACUAAAGAUAUUUUUGUGCAUGACCAAGAAGAACAGCCCGUGCGACGCGAGGAACAUCAAGUACCUGUACAACGCACUAAAUUUACAGAGCAGGAGGAGGGUUCUCUACCUCUCCUGCUAAGUCAUCAUCAAGGGGCUCUGCUCGGACAGCAUCAACAUCUUCUACAUAUCAGUUGUAGUGCUGCUAUUGUUCAACAUCAAAGUGGCUCAGCAUCUUCCUCUCAAUCUCGUCCUGGCGCAGGAACUUCUCCGUCUGAGAAGAAUUCUAACUCUCAAAAAUGUUCAAAAUCAAAGCGUCCUGGCGCAGGAACUUCUCCGUCUGGGAAGAACUCUUACUCUCAAAGGAGAAAUGAAGGAUCGCCGAACUACAUUUCACGAGGAGCUCGUAAUACGACAAGAGACCACAAUGCGACUGCAACUGAUUUUUCUAAGAACUCUUCAGCCGGAGACGGUGGAGCAGCAGUAGAAGCCUGUAGUAGAGAGUCUGCUACGUCUAGCAAUCAUCACUGUAAUACGAAAUCCGAGUUAGAUAAACAAGGCCAUCUACUUCAUGAUCUGGAUGUUAUACAUGGAGCGACUCGUCGGGCGUCGACUUCGACAGCAGCUUCAUCUGGUGCAGGAGGGCCUAUUGAGAUUGAGAGAAACAUAAGGAACUGGAGUAGGAAUUUUUACAAGUCGUGCCACGUCCCAACCACAUCCACCGCCAGCAGCACAGCAGCUACUGGCACAGAUGAUUUACUAUUAUCCCUGGUGGAAACCAAGAACUACACAAGUACCCCUUCUCCCCAAUUGCUCAGCAAUCAACAUGGAACUGCAACUGCUUCUGGCGACGUCGAACGUAGAAGUCUGACGAAAGGAUACUUUGACGCCGCGACGAUGGAUGGUGGUGGAGGUGCGAAUGGUGCUUGCGAAGUUUUAGCAGCUUCCGCGAAGCAUGUCGAACAAGAUCUGUACCCGAGUCUUUCCCAAGAAGACUUAGAAGAUUUAUAUUCAAGCCUUUACCAAGAAGACUUAGAAGAUUUGUAUCCAACUUUGUACCAGCAAGAGUACGCAGACUAUCCAAGAGAAAGUUUGUACGACCAAGAAUCGCGGCCAUGUCCGUCUUCCUCUAGCAAGGAGUUCCGUUUUUCCGAACAUCCUUCCGACAAGACCGAAGAGGCACGAGAACUACCGCAAGGACUAACGCAACUACCACAACAACUACCAUCAGAAGAUCUACAGCAUCAAGGUGGGCAACCUAGUGCUGUAACUACUAGUACUAGUUCUAAUUCUAAAAGUCCUAAAUUAUAUCGAAAACUAAGAAAUAAUGAUAAUCAGGUACGACCAGUACAAAAAGCUCAUCGAUCAUUAUACAGUAGUAGUAGUACAAGAAGAAGAAGCACGACAAGCACAACUUCCAGUGUUCCUAGUGCAGCUAGUGGCCCUUGUUCCACCCCUGCGAAUACAGCUAGUUGUCCUUCUAAAGCAACCUGUACAACUUCUAGGGCUCCUUGUUCCCCUGCUCGUGACCAAGUCGAUGCCAUCGAUAGAAUCAUGACAUUGAUUCAGAAACAGUGCGACAAGAACCAGGCGUCGCUUGAACCUGAAGUAGACGGAGCAAGAGCAGUCCCUCAGACACAGACGGGUCAAGGAAGUCCCCAAGUACCUGAAGUAGAUGGAGUAAGUCCUCACACGAGUCAGACCACGGGACAAGACGGGCCUCCUGUAGGAUUGGAGACAGGUCAAGGCGAAGCUCCCAUCUACCCGAACGUUGAAGGAAGUCAUCUUCCCGUACAUUCUUUACAUUUACAACAUCAGCAUGGCGGGAGCAACAGGAGCUCUAGCUCUACCUGUCUUCCUGGGCCUGGCAUCAUUGCUCAAAAUGCAGGGAAGCACGACAGGCACAAGCAUCGUCCUGGUCCGCCCCUGCCUCCAAUUCUAACUUCUCCCAGGAGUGUAAAUGCCAAUGAACAACUACAACAACAGCAGCAUGUGAUCGCACGAUCAGGACAGCAGUUGCUAGGUCAGGUUCCUAAAAAUGCUGUGACUUUAGAGGAGCAACUGCAACCGCAACAGUCGCAACAACAGCAGGCUACAUCUGCCAGCGCUCAGCAAGAGCCAAACGACCAGGCAGUGGAUGGCAAUAUCAAUGCAGGCCCUGCUACAUCUCAGCCUACAACUGCUCCGCAACAGCAUGCUUACAUUUUUGUCCCGCUAUUCGGUCCACCACUGCAACCAGGAGGACAACUACUGCCACAGCCGUUCAUGCAUUGUCCUUCUCCCAUCAGUCCUACACCUACUAGUUGCGGUCCUGCGUCUCCUACAGCAUGUUCGAGUAACAUGGGAACUGCGCGAGUACAGCAGCAACCGUCGAUGGCAGUGCCAAUGCAGCCAGUUGCGGUCAUGAGUACUAGUAACAUGUCGAUGCAGCAGCCAAUGAUGUCGA